This is a messenger RNA of Drosophila serrata, 618 nucleotides long. It is a transcript of the gene Gpxl, whose product is annotated as Glutathione peroxidase-like. Gene Ontology annotation, biological process: response to oxidative stress. Gene Ontology annotation, molecular function: peroxidase activity. NCBI's taxonomy places the organism in Eukaryota, Metazoa, Arthropoda, Insecta, Diptera, Drosophilidae. The record is from RefSeq and is a predicted model, not a curated record.
AGUGAGACGAGAUGCUGAGUGAAGACCCUCGUUUUUAUGGCCUAAUAACGGUGGCAUUGGUCACAGUUCUCCUGACGCACCAGCGUUUAGGAAGGGAUCUGGACGAUAUGCGAUGGCAACACACAAUUUACUCGCGGACAGUAAAUGAUACUUAUGGCAGGCCUGUGGCGCUAAAGCUCUAUCAGGGCAAGGUGUUGCUCAUCGUGAACAUUGCCUCUAGGUGCGGCCUCACCCUUACCCAGUACACGGGCCUUCAGGAGUUGAUUGAGCGGUACGAGGAUCGUGGUCUGAGCAUCCUCAACUUCCCCUGCAAUCAAUUUGGCGGACAGAUGCCCGAGUCCGAUGGCCAGGAGACCAUGGACCAUCUACGCAAGGAGGGCGCCAAUAUAGGACACAUUUUCGCCAAGAUACAGGUUAAGGGUAGAAAGGCAGAUCCGCUUUAUAAAAUGCUAACCCUGAACCAGCCAGAAAUCGAGUGGAACUUUGUCAAGUUUCUGGUGGAUCGACAGGGAAAGGUAUUCCAACGCUAUGGCGCCCAUCUGGAGCCAUCAGCUCUGGUAGAUGACAUUGAGCGGCUUUUGAAGUGAAACAGAAAUAUAUAUAAAGAACGCAAUGCGA